AUCUCUGGAUUAAGUAGAAAGAUUAAGAAAUAAUAUUAUUAUUUGGGGUUAUGUUUGACAGAACCUUACCAUUUUCGUAGCGUCGGAUGGUAAUGGUUUAAAAAAAGGAAAAUGAUAUGAAAAGGGAUCGCCCCUCCUGGUAUAAAUAUUUUUCGGAGUUGGCAGACCUGUUUAUAUGUCGACCGCCACCUGUGGAACGAUGCAAUUACACGUUUAAAUCAGUUCAAAUGUAACGACGCUGGUUGCUGGGUACUCGCGUCCUAUCAUUGUUUACAUGAUAUUCAGUUUAUUUAUUACUUAGUUAUUUACUAAUAACAGUGAAAUAUGGGGGAUAUGAUUGUACCUAGGAAUCCGUACGCUUCAUUAAAUGCUUCGAAGGUCAGUGAUAUUUCGAUCGAAGCUGCCAGGAAGAUUUAUCUAAAAACCAAGACCCAUGAGCAGAAGUAUGCCGAGAACCUGAAAACUAUUAACGAGUUGGAAACAAGAGUAAGCACUUUGAGAAAUUUGCUAGAUACAGAGUCUGUGGUACUGGAGACUAGGACGUUAAAACUAUCAAAUUAUGAAAGCGAAACAAAAGCCUUAGAGGCACAAAGGGAUGCGAUCAAGGAGGAGAAACUGCAAUUGGAAACAAAUCGAAAUAAGCUUAAAUCGUGGAAGCUGAGUCUUAAGGACCAACACAUAUUAGAUAUUGCACAAAAGAAAUUUCAAUUGUACAAAACAUUUACUGGCAUAAGAUGGAAUUUUCCAGCUCUUAAGGACCACAUUAAAGGCUAUGUAACGAACAAGCAGGACUACAUAAAGGGGUUUUGUUUUAACAAUAAUGAAGACAAAUGGAAAACAACCAAUCUCUUGUGGAAAGAGAUUCAAUUAUCGGCAGAAAGCAAAGGUACCAAAGAGGAUUGCGAAGAGAUCACGGAAUCUAUUACGCAAGACUCGUCCUGAAUUUGUUCGUUCCUCUUUUAUUCGUCGGGUCCUUUCGGAAAGACUUUUAUUUACCACGCUAUCUUAAAGAUCUAUAUUUGUAUUUACAUACAUGUCCACAGAGAACCAUGACGAUAUUUUGUAAUCUCAUAGUCCGAAUUAGGUACAAUUAAAUGAAGUUCGGAGUUA
Orussus abietinus is the source of this 1110-nucleotide messenger RNA. RefSeq lists its product as uncharacterized. Lineage: Eukaryota; Metazoa; Arthropoda; Insecta; Hymenoptera; Orussidae. The transcript is spliced from 5 exons. The record is from RefSeq and is a predicted model, not a curated record. Bases 325 to 942 code for a protein of 205 amino acids.